Molecule: messenger RNA, 3168 nt
Organism: Peronospora farinosa
Lineage: Eukaryota; Oomycota; Peronosporomycetes; Peronosporales; Peronosporaceae
Source: the annotation of a GenBank genome assembly
AUGAGUGGUUCCUUUGGCUUUAAUGCGUACAGUGACUUCUUGCAGACACAACCAGGGGAUCCGUCACAGUCUCAGACGUUUCCCCUCACCCAACAAUCUCCAUCCCAGUCGCAAUAUACGUUUGUGGAUCCAUUAGACGGCAGUAGCGUCGAUGCGUUUUAUGACCAAUACCAGACAAGUACGUCUUCUUUUUUAGACCAAUCAGCACGUUCGACGGACGACCCCCACCCUUUGUCAACUUACUCGAAGGCGUGUAAAAACGAUCCACGAGCCUUUCAAAGCCUUACUUUUGAAGAAACAGCUGAUGAUGACGUACUUGAGUAUACGGCAAGAGAAUUACCAGCCCAUGCGUGUGCUUAUUGUGGACUACAUGAUCCAGCAUCGGUUGUCAAAUGUGUUACUUCAGACAAAUGGUUUUGUAAUUCUCGUGGCAAUACAAGUGGGUCACAUAUUAUACAACAUUUGGUCCGUAGUAAAAACAAAGAAGUUUCGUUACAUCCGGACUCGCCAUUGGGUGAAACAAUCUUGGAAUGUUACAAUUGUGGCUGUCGCAAUGCUUUUUUAUUGGGGUUCAUCCCUGCAAAACAAGAUUCCGUGGUUGUUUUACUCUGUCGGGAUCCAUGUCUACAAAUGAAUGCAUUGAAAGAUAUGAGCUGGGACAUGUCGCAAUGGUUACCAAUUAUUGAUGAUCGUAGUUUUUUACCUUGGCUCGUGAAAGUACCUUCGGAACAUGAACAAUUACGUGCACGACAAAUUACGUCGAGUCAAAUUGCUAAAUUGGAAGAAUUAUGGCGAGAAAAUCCACUGGCAACCGUAGAAGAUUUGGAUCGACCAGGAAUUGAUGAUGAACCAGUCAAGGUCGUACCUACAUAUGAUGAUGGAUAUCAGUAUCAGAACAUUUUUGGACCGUUGGUGAAAAUGGAGUCAGAUUAUGAUAAAAAGAUGAAGGAAUCGCAAACGCAAGAAGGAGUGAUGGUGCGUUGGGACACUGGGUUAAACAAGAAACGCAAUGCAAUUUUUACGUGUUCAAGACCCGAUUCGGAUUUGAGACUAGUCCCGGGUGACGAGAUUCGGCUUCGUUUAGGACCGACUGCAUGUAUGCUGUAUGGAAAAGACUGGGAAGGUACUGGCCAUGUGCUUCGAUUAGAAGACUCGGAAGUCGCACUCGAGAUGCGUAGCAACAACGUACCGCUGGAAAUUGCGGACGGGUACCUGGUGGACUUUGUCUGGAAGUCGACAUCAUUUGACCGUAUGCAGGCAGCUAUGAAGACUUUUGCGGUAGACGACACGUCACUGACAGGGUACUUGUAUCACAAGAUCUUAGGUCACGCUGUUGACGUGCAGCCUUUGCGUAUUCCACGCUCGGUAGGCACGCACUUUUCGGCCCCUGGACUUCCCGAAUUAAAUCCACCGCAAAUGGAAGCAGUGAAGGGUGUAUUGGAGCAGCCUCUUAGCUUGAUUCAAGGCCCUCCAGGCACAGGCAAGACGGUAACGUCGGCUUCCAUCGUCUUUCACAUGUCAAAGCAGAACAUGGGCCAAGUGCUGGUGACAGCGCCAAGCAAUAUCGCUGUGGAUCACCUGACGAUGAAGAUUAGUGCGACGGGACUUCGCGUAGUUCGUCUUGCGGCAAAAAGUCGUGAGGCCGUAGCCUCUUCGGUUGAGCAUUUGUCCCUGCAUGCAAUGAUCAAGUCACUCGACUCGCCGGACAAGGCUGAUUUGCGCAAACUCAUGCAACUGAAGGACGACCAGGGUGAGUUGUCGUCGCAGGAUGAAAAGCGUUUCAAGUCCUUGAAACGCCAGGCAGAGCGCGAGAUCUUGCAAGCCGCGGAUGUUAUUUGUACGACGUGUGUUGGUGCAGGUGAUCCGCGUCUGUCUAACUUUCGUUUCCGCCAAGUACUCAUUGACGAAGCUACCCAGGCAACGGAACCUGAGUGUCUGAUCCCGAUUGUUCAGGGUGCUAAGCAUGUGGUGAUGGUAGGCGACCACCGUCAGUUAGGACCUGUCGUCAUGAACAAAAAGGCAGCAAACGCUGGGUUGAACCAGUCGCUUUUUGACCGUCUCCUGGUGCUCAACCACCGUCCAUUCCGCUUGCGUGUGCAGUAUCGCAUGCACCCGUUUCUGUCAGAGUUUCCCUCAAACCGAUUUUAUGAAGGUGAGCUGCAGAACGGUGUGUCUGCAAGUGAACGUCAGCUUUCUAGCGUCGACUUUCCAUGGCCGAAUCCGAACAAGCCGACGUUUUUCUACAUUUGCUUGGGCGCAGAAGAAAUCAGUUCGUCUGGUACGAGUUACUUGAAUCGCACGGAGGCGAGUAACGUGGAAAAGAUUGUUACGACGUUCCUGAAGGCCGGGGUGCUGCCCUCGCAGAUCGGUGUUGUUACACCUUACGAGGGCCAGCGUGCUUAUGUGGUUAGUUACAUGCAGCGCAAUGGACCUAUGCGCUCUCAACUCUACAGGGACGUGGAAGUGGCGAGCGUGGAUUCUUUCCAAGGUCGGGAGAAGGAUUUGAUCAUUUUGUCAUGCGUGCGUUCAAACGAGAAUCAGGGUAUUGGUUUUUUAAGCGACAAGCGCCGUUUGAAUGUGGCUCUAACGCGUGCCAAGUACGGUGUCAUUGUGCUGGGCAACCCACGUGUCCUGGCGAAGCAAUCCCUUUGGAAUAUGUUGCUAAAUCACUACCGUGACAAUCAUCUCAUUGUGGAAGGACCACUGAACAAUUUAACGCCGUCGCACAUGCAGUUCCCUCCACCGCGACACCAGGGACGUGGCGCUCCUCGUAAUGGCAUCGGAUCUCAUCGUCAACGUGAUUUAGUGCCUCCUCUCGACUCGCGCUUCGACCCGCGCUAUGACCAGUUGGGAAUGUCUUCUUUUGACUCGCUUGGGGCUGGUGGGGCGCCGCCGCCUACACCACAGCAGCGUGGAGGCCUACGUCGUGGGCCGCACGCUUAUGCUCCUGGAGGUAUGGGUCCAUUAUCUCAGGACGGCAUGGCCCAAUCGUCUGUGGCUGGGAUGGAUGGUCCAUUCACGCAGGUGGCACAGACACAGUCGUUUAGCCAAAUGUCGAGUGACAAGUUUGGAGUGUCACAGGAUAGCUUUGAGUACGAGCACGACUAUAAGUCGCAGAACAUCCCGAUGUCGCAAGACACCCGCCAUUCCGGCAGUGGCUUCUACUAA